AGGAAUAUAAAGAAUGGAGAGUUGAAAGUGGGUUUUCUGCUUUUCUACCAUUGUAUCAACUGUUGGAGCUGUCAAGCUGAGCAGGAGCCAACCCACCAAGAGGAUUUGAGCCACCCUUUUCCUCUCCUCUCUUCUCCUCAACGCCGCAUCCUUCUUCUUGCCACUGUCGCCACCGCCGCCACUGCUGAUUCCGUGGCUAUCACGUGUUGUUGUUGCCUCGCCGUCGCUGUUGCUGCUGCUUUUCCUGCUGCUGUGGCUGUGUCACCAUUGCUGGAGCUGCCACCGCCAUUGCCACUCAUCGCCGCUGCCGCCACUACUAUUCCCAUGGCUGUUGUGCGUUGUUGUCGCCUUACAGUCGUUGUUGCUACCGCUGUUCCUGCUGCCGCGGCUGUGUCGCUAUUGCUGGAGCCGCCACCGCUGUUGCCACUCACCGCUGUUGCCACUCACCGCUGCUACAGUUGCCGAUCGUCGCCACUCCGUGAAAUAAGCUCUGGGAGUUGCUGGAAACUACUGGAAGCUGUUGCUGGAAACUACUGGAAGCUGCUGUUAGUUGCUGGAAACUACUGGAGGCUGUUGCUGGAAACUACUGGAGGCUGCUGUAAAAUAACAGCAAAUAAGCUACUGAAAGCUGCAGUUCAUAUGUUAAUAGCUCCCCCUCAAGCUUGGGAUGGGAAGACAUGAACCAUUCCUAGCUUGGAAACAAGAAAUUUGAAUGCAGCAGAAGGAAGAACCUUAGUAAACAUAUCUGCUAUCUGAAAUUUUGAUGGAAUAUGAGAAGUAGUAAUGAAUCCAGCCUUUAAUUUCUCUCUAACAAUAUGGCAGUCAAUAUCCAAGUGUGUGGCAGUUAAAAGAGUUUCUGACCAAAAAUGUGAAGGAAACUUGGAUUGAAACAUUAAGGACCUUACCACUUGUAGUAAAUGUUUAUGUUUCCUUUCAACAACUCCAUUUUGCUGUGGAGUAUAUAUGCAUGUCCUUUGGUGUCUAAUUCCUUUAGAACUAAAUAAAGAAAAACAGUCAUUGUUUAAGAAUUCAGAACCAUUAUCUGUUCUGAUAGCUUUGACAUGAAUUUUAAACUGAUUUUCGAUAUGAGCGAGAAAAUGGGUUAAUACAGAAGGUACUUGAGUUUUGGAAUUUAACAUAUAGGUCCAAGUGAACCUAGAAUUGUAAUACCCGGCUAGAGUCUGACAUCGGAAUUCCUAUCGUCCGGUGGAAUCCAGGAUGUCGGAAAAACAGAUAUAUAAACAGACCAUGUAUAUACAAAGAUUUACAGAACAACUGAAUCAAGCACAACUCUGACUCUAUACAACUUUUACAUUUCUUUAUAUUAUUACAUGUCCACACUAUGCUAUUACAAAAGAAGGACAGGGUCUCACCUCAGAAAGUGAAAG
Messenger RNA from Manihot esculenta (cassava), 1388 nucleotides. RefSeq lists its product as uncharacterized. NCBI's taxonomy places the organism in Eukaryota, Viridiplantae, Streptophyta, Magnoliopsida, Malpighiales, Euphorbiaceae. The transcript has 4 exons. The record is from RefSeq and is a predicted model, not a curated record. The coding region runs from base 325 to 681 and encodes 118 amino acids.